AUGUCAUUAACAGAGGCUAAACCCCAAACUAGGCUAGACAAGCUACGAGAAAAGUAUAGAAUCAGAAGUCCGUUGAAGAGACGUGUUUUAUCUGAAUUUGCUGCUACCUCGUUUCUUAUGGUAUGAUAGAUCAUAUGCUAAUAGAAACGUUUUUUUAGUACGCUGGAUUUUCAGCUGGUGCUCAAACAACGUUAAGUCAUAACACACAGAAUGCCGGAUCUUUGGGCGUUUCAAUGGCAUGGGGAUUGUCAUUGGUGUUUGCUAUUCAAAUGGGCUAUCAUUUGUCAGGUAUGGCAUGGGAAAGAAAAGGCAGGGCAAGAUAGUGCAAGGCAAGGAGAGGAAAAGGCAACGGCUGGGCAUGGUAAUACUGGUUAAAGAAAUCAAGGCAAGUGCUAGACUGGGCUAGGCAAGGUAGGACAGAGCAAGGCAAGAGAAGGACAGGACAAGGCAAGGAACGGUAGGACAAGGCAAGGGAAAGGCAAAGCAAGGCAGGCCAAGGGUAGGGCAAUACAAAGCAGGGCAAGGCAGUGGUAGGACAGGGCAAGGCAAAGCAAUGGUAAGGUAGAGUAGAAUAUGAAACGAGGGGGUAUGGUAUCGUAUUUUAUUUAAAAUUUCAUUUUUUAAAAUAUUGUUUCAGGAUCUCACCUAAACCCGGCAAUAUCAUUUGCAGCAUGGACAUUUGGAGAUUUACCAUUCAUUGAAUUUCUGCUUUACACAGCCGUACAGACAGUGGCUAGUUUUCUUGGAGCUUUUUUGACGUUUAUCAUGUACUAUGGUAAGCUAUUCUGCAAAAUAUUUGUUUUAAAAAAGUCAUGUCGUUUAUUUCUAUUGGUUUGUUAUUUAAAAAACGACAAGACUUUUUGGCAUUAAAUUUCAAACUUUAGAUGACCUUAGGCUAAAUUAAUAUUAAAAAAGCAAUUUUAAUAUCUAAAUUCCAGACAAAAUCAAUGAAUUUGAUGGAGGCCAACGUAGUGUACUAGGCGAAACAGGUACCGGUGGUAUCUUUGCCACUUAUCCUGGUACUCAUCUGAGUUUGAUCGGGUCGAUUUUCGAUCAAAUUUGUUGUACUGCCAUGAUGGCAUGUACUUCAUCGAUUGUUACUGAUAAACGGAAUAAGAUACCGUCGUGGGCACAGCCAUCACUACUUGGUGCUAUGUUGUUGACCAUAUGUUUAGGGUUUGGACUGAAUGCUGGUAAUGCUAUGAGUAAGUUGGGUAGAUAUAACGAGAGGUUUGCUAUGAUAAUAUUAGGAUAAGGUAGAGUAAGGUAGAAUAGGGUAGGGUUGGAUAGGGUAGGGUAGGGUAGGUUAGGGUAGGGUAAGAUAAGGUAAGGCUGGGCACGGUAGGAUCUCCUAGCCAUUCCUUAUACAGUAGACCUUCAGUACUAACAUAUGACCUUCCAGACCCAGCUCGUGACCUCGGCCCACGUCUGUUCACUUUCUUCGCAGGUUACGGUAGUGAAGUCUUCAGUUACCGUGGCUAUCAGUGGUUUCUCGUACCCGUGAUAUGCCCAUUCGUUGGCGCUGUCCUAGGUCAAUGGGGCUAUCAACUAUUGAUUGGUAUUCAUAUUCCUGACGAUGAUGAGGAGGAACAAGUUGAUACCGGGAUCCCUGACAUACCCAGCACUUCAGUCAGUCAAGCCGAUAUGCUACAACAUUUGGCUAGAGCAAGGUAUGUUAUUAUAGACCUUUAGUACUAUUUCUGUUUUAUUAUGUACUAUUUGGUUGUUCAAAUAAUGGUGUGCCCCUGCUAAAUUUUAAGGUUAGGGGCAAAAAAUUAUUUGAAUAACAAUCUAAUAUAAUAGUACGCUGACGAAAGGGAAAGUCGAGUUUUUAGGGCAGGGAUGAAGCGGGGAACGUAGGGGUAGUUCAUCGUGGGCAUGGCGGGAAACUUUGGUGUGGGGAGAAGGGGGGGGGGGGGAAAAAAAAUUUGGCACAGGAAAGAAUUGUUCUAUUAGAUUGUUUAAAUUAUUCUGUGCUCUAUAACCCCAAAAAUUUGCUUUGAGAACGGGCACAGAAUUAAUUGAACAGUUUAAUAAUAAUAAUUUUUUAAAAAUUAACAGGGGCGACCAUGUUAAACAGUAUUUGUUCAUCCUACCUCUCUUCCUUUCCCCAACCCUCCCCCUUUUUCCCCUCCUUUUCUUUUUCCCCCCUCUCCUUCCAUCAAAGUCCGGCCCUGAUGAGGGAUAGCAACGUAUUUCUGACCAUUUUAAAUACAAAACAUCACUGAAAUUGAUUUCAGAUUACACUCCUUGGUGUAA
This is a messenger RNA of Bursaphelenchus okinawaensis, 2259 nucleotides long. NCBI's taxonomy places the organism in Eukaryota, Metazoa, Nematoda, Chromadorea, Rhabditida, Aphelenchoididae. The record is from the annotation of a GenBank genome assembly.